AUGGAGAGGGAACCGCUGUUGGGCCGCGAGGAGGAGUACAACGCCGUGCACGAAUUCAUUGAAGAGCGAUUACUGCUCUCGCACUGCCGCUCCCUCUUUGUCUUCGGCGCCUGUGGCUGCGGUAAGACCUCAACCAUUCUUCGUGCGAUGCGGUGCGUGUCAAGCCGCCCGAUGGCGUGCGACAAGGCGGCUGGGCGGCCAAGUGCGGGGGGACGCGGCAGUUGUGGCAGCAGCGGCAGCGGCAAAAGUAACGGCGCCGACGACAAGUCGCCUUCCCCGGCAAUAGAAAAGCGAAGGCCGGCCAAACGAUGCCGCACUGACGCUGGCCAUGCUGGCAGCCUGGACAGUGUAGAAGAUGCGGCCAUGGGUCGAGUGUCGGGAAGCCUUGGGGCGGCGUUGCCUUGCGGUGAUGACGCCACCGCGUCUUCCUCGUGGGCGGCUGCCACUCUGCGGCUGCUGGGAGCCAGCCGUCGCGUACAGUGCCACUACGUCAACUGUGCCGAUAUGGCCUCGCAGCAGCUGUGCGAUGCCAUCGCCGGCAGCUUUCGCGCGGCACAACCGCGCUUAGAUGCACAGUCACGGAGUCUACUGGGCCACAUUGAGGCCCUUCCCCAAACCUCCACCCCGUCGAAGCGUCGUCGUGGGUCAGGGUCUGACGCGGCCCGGGAACGCCUCCCGCAGGAAGCUGUGGAAGAACAAGCCACAAAACCCACAACUGUGAAGAAAUCCACGCUGAAGGCGCCGCUGCAUGUUCUGGCUCUGGAUGAGGUGGAAUACGUGCGGGCCGGGGCCCGUGGCCUAUUAAGUGCCUUGGCUGCACUCGCCGUCGAACAGGCGUCGCUGUUGGCGCUUGUGUUCAUCUCAAAUCAGCGUGAGUUGGUGCACGUCCCAUGCACCCUACUGAAGGAGCUCUCCUUUGAGGCCUACAGUGCGCGGACGCUAGAGCGCAUUGGUGCCAGUAUCGUCGCCGGCGCGGACUUCACGCAGAAGGAGCGGGCGCAGGUGCAGCUGAGCCCGGGAUUGAUAGCCUACAUUGCCAAGAAGGCCAUUCACGAAUACUCUGGCGACGUUCGCCAAGUGGCCUCCAUGUGUCGCCGCCUCGUCCACGCAGCGCAGCAGGGCAUUCUCGACGAUCCAGUCCGGCGGGGCGGGGUGCAGAGUGAGGCCACGCCGAAGCGUCGCAGCGGCCUCCCGCGCGCCGGUGCCGCUCCCGGUAAUGCCUCACCCGCCUCCCCUGCCGCUGUCGUGACACUCGCGCAGAGUCAAAAGGUGUUGCGCGGCUCCGCCGUCGUGAGUGACCGCGUUUUUGAGUACGUGGCUGGCAUGCCAGAGCAGAUGUUGUACGUCCUCAGCUGCCUGGUUGUCUUGACGCUGCGGCAGCAGCGGGACAAGCAGUUGGCGCAGACAAAUGUGGCCGGCGCGACUUCGGCGGCCCGUCGCCCGAGAAGCGAUGCCGCAGCCGGAAUAACGGAGCCAGGCACCUUCGCGAUGCGUGAGGUCCACCGCAUGUACACCGCACUUAUGGGACAGCAGCGGUUUCCACUGAUGAAUGCCGCGGGCAUCGCCUCUGCGAUCGACAGCUUUGCGGACCUCGGCGUCAUCUCCCGGCCGCAGCGGCGCGGCAACGAGGAGCUCUUCUCCUUUAACGGCACCUGGUCACUGGAGGCGAUGCAGAGUGCGCUGACUGCCCGCGGUGAAGCACUGCGGCAGGAACGCAUAGAAUGCGGCCUAGACGGUUCAGAGAAUCGCUUUGGCGAGGUGCUGCGGGAGCUGAAGACGAUUGCUGGGCUAUAA
This is a messenger RNA of Trypanosoma conorhini, 1794 nucleotides long. RefSeq lists its product as uncharacterized. The record is from RefSeq and is a predicted model, not a curated record. Gene Ontology annotation, biological process: mitotic DNA replication checkpoint signaling. Gene Ontology annotation, molecular function: DNA replication origin binding. The coding region runs from base 1 to 1794 and encodes 597 amino acids. NCBI's taxonomy places the organism in Eukaryota, Euglenozoa, Kinetoplastea, Trypanosomatida, Trypanosomatidae. Gene Ontology annotation, cellular component: nucleus. The transcript has a single exon.